AAACAGGUCGCGACGACAGGGUGGAUGGAGCGGCCCACGCACAGCAUCACGCGGGUCUCACCGACAGCCCCCAGCGACGCGCCGUACGCGGGCAGCGCGCAUGAACGUUGGAGGGGGGCGGUCGUGCCUCCCCGACGACGUGGAUCGGACUCGCAUGGCGUGUUGUCGACCGUUCGCGAGAACGUUCCCAGGGAAGAGAGCCGCUUAGUCGAGGAACGACACCACGAUCUGCAACUUGGCGGCAAGGCAGCGGCUCGUCCUUGUGCGCUCCGGUUACCCAUCGCGCGAGACGCAGCCGCCGGACCAAGCCUGGAUGAUGUUGCAAGUCGGCGAGAUAAAACACCCCCUCCACCGCCGUCAUCCACAUAUUUACCCACAGCGUGACGACGUUCACGGGCCACAGCGCGGCAGGGGGGCCGUGGGGGUGGCGCCGCGCGAUUGGAACCCACAUUUCACCCAUGGGGCUGCCUCCACCCAGAACGGUAUCUUUUGUACAGGCUGCGCUGCUUCGGCGCGAUGCACCAUGGCCCCGACGACGCACAGAAGGGACAAAUGGCGUUGUUGGGCGCUCUCGACACGUGAUGGGGAUAUCUUUGUACGCACUCGGUCGAUGCAUGGCCGCAUGUCAGCACGUCGAACAACGAACCUCGAGCGCCGUCCCGAUCCUCGAGCGGACCCCAAGUUUUACCCGCCUGCGGAACCAAAGUGGUCGGUUCGACGACCCGCGUGCACACAAGACCCACUCUCUGGACGGGUUGUUCCUGCUCGACAUGGCGUGCGUAUUGUACGGUGUGGACAACCCGCCGCCCAACCACGCGGCGGACGAGUCCCACGCGCGCGCCCCAAGCAACAGGCAGCCGCUCUGUCGUGCGUGUGAGUCGAGUGGUGGGGCCGCCACCCGCUGGUGCGACAUCGGACCUUCCAGGUCGGGCGCACUGGCCUCAACCAGCGUGUUUUGCGCAAGGCUUCUGGCUGCCGCACUGCUUCCACCGUCAUGACUUCAUAGCUUAAUAUUAUUAUUAUAGUGGUGCAUGCCGCAGAUCUAGUCCUAACAGUACGCGUGACAACGUGUCAUAGCCACAGGUUGAAGAACGCCCCCUCCGACACCGAGCGUCCCAAUUUUGGCUGCGCGUUGGCUCCGUUGGCGUCGAACGGAAGGGGUUCGUACUCUGGGAUGCUGGACGGGGGCGCCGACGACCGCGGGGGCAACUUGGUUGGGAACGUGUUCUCCAAGUGAGUCUGCCAUUGCGCAGGCGGGGAGUCCACCAUGUUGAACGUGAGGCGGCCCGACGACGGCUGCUGGACUGGAUGGGUGUAGGCAGGAAUGGCGAUUUGAAGCGGCGCCUGCGGGUGGAAGUUGUGUUGCGCAUUGUGGUAUGCGUAAGACGACGUGUGUGGGAGCUGCGGGGCGUUGUGCGAAUGGCCAUGAUGAUGCGGUCGGUUCUGCACAAAGUCCGAGUGGCUCCGUUGGAGAGACACGGCGGGCGCCCGAAACGCAGGCGGCUUGGAAGAUGGGAUUGCCUUGGUGUCGUACCGCAACACGGAAAUGAUGUGUUCAUCGAUCGCAGCCGACGACAGCUCCUCAAACGCGGACGACGCACUGCUGUGGCUGCUGCGACUGCUCGAUGUGCUUGGACUCGAAUGAUGUGUACAAUGUUGCUCGUCAGUCGUAGCCCACGACGUGGGCGAUGGCGUCGGGGACACGUUUUCAUCGUUCGCGUCGCGAUGGGUCUUGAGAUGGCGACCCAGGUUGCCAGACGUGCUGAAGCGCUUGUUGCAUCCGUCGACUUUGCAAGUAAACGGGCGAAUGCCGGAAUGCGUCUUGGUGUGGCGAGCCAGCUUUUCUUUCGUACAAAACCGCUUGUAGCACAUCUCGAACGAACAGCCAAAGGGUUUUUCACCCGUGUGGGUAAAUUUGUGGCGACUCAAGUUGCCUGACGUACUAAAGCUGGCCGAGCAGCCUUCAUAGUCACACGCGUACGGACGCGCGCCUGUGUGCGUCUUGGUGUGUUCUUUCAGCGUAAAUUUGCGAUUGAAUCGCUUGCCACAGCCCGGUUCAGUGCACACAAAACGACGCUCGGGAGCAGCGGUCGUGGUAGGAGACGGCUGCGGCGACGACAUGUUGGCAGUCAUGUCAGCAUGCGGGUCGACGUGCAUGAGGCGUCCAUCGAGCGAUACCAUCGGCAUAGCGUGAGGAAAGGCAUGCAUGUUGGUGACGCGAUGCAAAU
Molecule: messenger RNA, 2228 nt
Organism: Aphanomyces invadans
Lineage: Eukaryota; Oomycota; Saprolegniomycetes; Saprolegniales; Verrucalvaceae
Exons: 2
Coding region: 1309-1938 (209 amino acids)
Source: RefSeq, a predicted model, not a curated record